AUGCAUUUGCUGCCUCUGAUCCUAGUAGCAACAAUCUUGCUGCCGAACUCUUUCUGCUUGCUUGGAUUAGGCAAAAAACAAUCGGUGGCCGUAAAAGGUACUCUUCAAUGCAACGGACAGCCAGCUUCAAAUGUAAGGGUGGAACUACACGAUAAGGGGAUAAUUAUCGAUAAGAAACUGGGCGAGGGAAAAACGGAUGAUUCUGGAGAAUUCAAUUUAUCUGGAAGCAAAGCAGAAAUCUCUAAAAUCGACCCUAAACUGACUAUUUACCAUAAUUGUGAGCACGAAGGGCGUUGCUACAGAAAGUUUUCAAUCACAAUUCCGGAUAGUUUCAUAUCUCAAGGCACUAUACCGAAGCGCACCUUCGAUGUUGGUACAAUCAAUCUUGCCAGUAAAUUCAAAGGAGAAUCAACAUCCUGCAUAAAGUGA
Molecule: messenger RNA, 429 nt
Organism: Necator americanus (New World hookworm)
Lineage: Eukaryota; Metazoa; Nematoda; Chromadorea; Rhabditida; Ancylostomatidae
Exons: 3
Coding region: 1-429 (142 amino acids)
Cellular component (GO): cell surface
Source: RefSeq, a predicted model, not a curated record